AUGGACGAUUAUCGAUUUAGACAAGUCCGAGCAGGAAGCGUUCAAAUACCGAAUGAGGAUGUUUGUGUGUACGCGGUAACACGACCACAAAACUAUGACGAUGCGGUCGACCAAUGCGCGAACUUGUACGGGGAAUUGGCGAAAAUCCAAAACGCAUUCGAGAACUCGUUUAUUUAUCGAAUUGUCGACCAAAACUUGAACAGUGCUGCUCCGUACAUCGGAGUUCGACGAAACGAUGAUAACACUUGGACUUAUUCCGACGGACUACCACUAAAAUACGAGAAUUGGGCUCCGAUGAGCUUCGUCGACGCAAUCGGCGAUCUCUGGCCCGAUCCGUGUAUGCCACAAGGGCUUUGGCCUUGGGGAUGUUGUACGACUUGUUCGAAUGUCACAACUGGCGUCUGGUCGAAAUGGACCGACUACACGACGUGCUCGAAAACUUGCGGUCUAAAAGGAAGAAAAGUGCAGCGAAGAACGUGUGAUUCGUUUUAUUGGGGAUGUCCGUGCACGGGUCCCUAUUCUCGUCUGGUCCCCUGCCCGACGAAUCCAUGCGGAUUAGCGCCCGUCUGUGCUGCUCCAUAUAAAAAGUGGAAGCCGGCUGGUGGCAGCAAAUACUAUUGUGGCAACGUGAGCCUGGCCACCGACUGGCACUACGCUGAAUGCGGCUCAUCGGCUUAUGGCAUCAUCGACUGCUUCCCGUGUCCGCCUGGAGGCGUGUGGUCGGCAUGGUCGAACGUAGGCGCGUGUACGAAGACCUGCGGGCUUUGUGGUUCAGUUAAACAGAUAAGAAAUUGCACAUCAGCUGAAUACGAAUGUCCUUGCACCGGUCCAACCAAUCGAACCACCACUUGUCCGAAGACUCCAUGCGCGGGAAAUAAAUGCUGCUUUGAUCAUCCUCUGGUGAAAAAUCUGGUCACCAACAAGACUCAAUGUGGCCUUCAAUUGGCGCCCGAUCAAGUUCUCCACCCGCCCGGUUUCACCGAUCCCGAGUGCAUAGAGGCGACAACACCUUUACCACCAACUACGACACGUCCUCCAUGUGGCUCAGGAUGCGCGCAGAAUCUCUCAUCCUACCGAGCUACUGGCGAAAAUGGCACCUUGAUUUUCACCUAUACAACGGAUGGAGCCGGUUGUCUCACAGCCACCUACUCAUGUCGGCGAAAUGAUUUCCCGAAUAAAAAUAUGUUCUUCGGUGUCAUGACUCAAGUGCGAACAGGGACUCGAUUUUUUGCCUAUAUCAAAUAUGGGAAUCCGGUGAUCUCCGAUUCAGCCCAUUACUUCCUUUGUUCGCCGAGUGCUGAAUGGGACUAUGUGGGGUCAACCGGUGGGAAUUUGAUCACCGCCGUGCAAAUCGUCUGCUACAUCAACGCGACAACGAGCGGU
This is a messenger RNA of Mesorhabditis belari, 1383 nucleotides long. NCBI's taxonomy places the organism in Eukaryota, Metazoa, Nematoda, Chromadorea, Rhabditida, Rhabditidae. The record is from the annotation of a GenBank genome assembly.